AUGCCAAGUUGUGUCUUAAGAAAGUAUAAAAACUAUGGUUCGAAGAUAAAUAAGAGUGAAGGAAUUUCAUACCAUACAUUUCCGAGUGAUGAUUUUACAAAACAUAAAUGGGUCAGCAUAGUUCAGGCGGAAAGAAGUGAACAUGACUGGAUGCCUACAAAAAGUAGUACAAUUUGUUCUGCAUAUUUUAAUCAUGAAGACAAAUAUACGACUUCGAAAGGAUACCUGCGUCUAAAAAAACUGCAGUACCUGUGA
Molecule: messenger RNA, 255 nt
Organism: Parnassius mnemosyne (clouded apollo)
Lineage: Eukaryota; Metazoa; Arthropoda; Insecta; Lepidoptera; Papilionidae
Source: the annotation of a GenBank genome assembly